CAGGAUAUUCCAGGCACAGGCAUUUCACAUGGACUCCAGAAACUUCUACUUUGACAUGUACAUUGUGCUAUUUCAUAACCUCCUUCUAGAUUCCAGAUUACAGCAUUAACCUUUUGUUGGCCACAGGCUGGUGCUGUUGAACUCUUCAUUCCUAACAGGCGUACUCUGAUGUCCAGGCUUUUGGAUAUGUAGGACUUAUUUCCUGUGUUUUUCAUGAAAACCCGCAGUCUCUUGGUACUCUUAAAGUGGAUUUUUUGCACCACAGACUUUCUCAGAAUGGAAAAAUUACUUUUACCCAGCUUUUUUGAGGAAAGGGAUUAUCAUUAUUACUGGCUUCUUUUUGGUUUGUGUUUUUUUAGUUUGUUGAUUCGGUUUGUAUUCUUAUCUUCCUGUUCACUUAAUGCUCUGGGCAGUUGCACAUGCCUUGCUAGAUGACACAGGCAUUGCUAUGCACUUUCACCUUCGGGUUACACAAGUUUAUACAACCAAAGAGAAGAAACCCUCAUUAUUGAAUGAUUAGGUCUCAUCUGAAAAUAAGGGCAUGGCAGGUGUGAGGAGUCACUGAAUGGGUGCUGGCCUGAAAUUAGGAGGUGCAGAACUUUUUUGAAGGGUGGUCUCAUAAAAGUCUACUGGGAAGACAGACUAGCCCCAGAGGAAUGUUGAGGGUGGUUUGGUGAUUCAUGCAGUGGAGUAGCAUCAGUGGAAGAUACCAGAAUAUCAGACAGACUCAGGUGACUGCUUGGAGAACUGCACUGUAUCCAUCCAGAAAUGCAAACAAGAAUGUACCUUCAAAAAAGGAAUGGAAAAAUUCAGUACUCCUUUCCUUUGAGCCUUGCAAUGGUGCAUCCAUACUGGUAUUGCCAUCCUCACUAGUAUUGCUUAAUGGACACUGCCAGUAUAUACAAUCAAACAGUAAAUAUACAAUGAAACACAACCAGACAGUGCAUUGGAUAGCAAAAGAUUAGCAAGUUUGGACAACAGGGUGGGGUGGUUGUGCUGCUCCCUCUGUGCUGGGAAUUGGUAGAGUUGAAGGUGAAAGUUGUAGUUUGACCAGGAAAAGAGUUCUUAUUUAGAGCUUGCAGGAAAAAAAAAAGUGGCCUUGUGCCAAGAUCAGUGCAGCUGGAAAUGCACUUCCUACAGUUAAAAAUACAGGGAGAUUCCUAUAUAAUGGGACUUCAGAGAGGAGAUCUGGCAAAACGGUGAACAUCUAUUCAUUUUGAUGCCUUAAAAGUUAGCUGCCCAGCAGCUCUUCGCUUCGCUGAUGGUGUUUAGGGCGAGGUUGUCUCAUCCUAUAAUGUAGUCCUGGUCUGACAUCUGAGAAUACCAAAGCUCUACAGGAAAAACAGGGACCAGAGUUUAUUUCAGUUACACCACUUCCUACGUGGAAAUCAGGAGAUGUUCCCAAAGGGCGGUCACUGCGUGUAGGCGAUAGCAUGCCUCUCUCCACAGGAGCUCUCUGCAGCUGGUCUGGGAAGUUUACUGCCUCAGGAAGCCAACAAAUUAAACAGAUACUUAAUCUGAAGAGGGCUGGGCUGGGGUGGCCAGAAGAGCUUGAUGGAAUAUUAACACCAUUUGCUACUUACUGAGAGCAGGGUAACUGUGCUUUGAGCCAUGGAUGAUCACCAUUCAGCUAGGAACCUUAGCUGAGUGGAGAUAAUCGUAUGACCUGAAGUAUUCCUUUUACAAUCUUACUACUUUUUUACCUCCCUGGUGUCAUGUUCUGAUGAUGUGAUUAUUGGUUGCUGGGUUAAAUAGGUUCCCAGUAAAAUCCCGAUUCUUUUCAUAUGGUAAUAGGAUUAUCAUACAAGAUGAAGGUAUUUGCACCUAAGACAAAAUACACAGUAGUUUACAUGCAGAAUAAGUGCAACCAUCUAGAAACUGCAUUUUCUAAAGAUCAGCACAAAGCUCUUGAAACAGGCCCAACCCAAACGGAAAAUACAAGGUGCUGUUGAAUCAAUAAUGAAGCAACAAGUUUCAAGGCUGUGCCAGGAAAACAGGGAAAUGUCUCUCCCUUCACAUCCUUACCUAUGGAGGAAGAUUUUUUUCUGCCAUCAGUUACUGAUUCACUCAGUCCAGGGAAGGGCUGCUUUCCAGUUUGGUUUGAAUGCCGGUCCUCUAAUCAGCUGGAGAAAAGGAGUCGCUUAUAUAAGCCAAAGGAAAGGAAAUGCUUCUGUGAUACAGAUCACAUGAAGAGCUAGGACUGAGCACUGGUUGUCUCCCGAAGUCCAGUUUCUGCACCUUCUCACCCUGUUUCUUUAGGGCUGAGCUGACUGGGAGAAGUGGCAAUUUAGGAGGCUUUCCUUUUCUUACUAGUCUUUCUUUUUCAAGGCAGUUGGUGAAGGCAAGUGGAAGACAUGACCCCCUCCUCAGACAAAGAGCUCAACGGGCUAGACAACCCCAGCUUCAUGGGUGAAGAUGGGAAGCACUACUGCUCCUCACUGGAUCGUGCUGCCCGGGGCCCAGAGGAAGGCAGGGACAUGGGCCAUGGUGGCAUCAAGCUUGCCUACACUGUCAUGGAUGUGCCCCCCUGGUACCUCUGCAUCCUGCUGGGCAUUCAGCAUUUCCUGACAGCCCUGGGAGGUCUCAUAGCCAUCCCGCUGAUCCUCUCCAAAGAGCUUUGCCUCCAGCAUGACCUCCUCACCCAGAGCCACCUGAUCAGCACCAUCUUCUUUGUCUCAGGGAUUUGCACCCUGCUGCAGGUCCUCUUUGGAGUCAGGUUGCCUAUUAUUCAAGGAGGAACUUUUGCAUUCCUGACCCCCACCCUGGCCAUGCUGUCUCUCCCCAAGUGGAAGUGCCCUUCUUGGACACAGAAUGCCAGCCUGGUGAAUGCCUCUUCACCAGAGUUCAUUGAAGUCUGGCAGACGCGGAUGCGAGAAUUGCAAGGAGCUAUCAUUGUAGCUUCCUGCUUCCAAAUCUUCGUUGGAUUUUCUGGCCUGAUUGGAUUCCUGAUGAGGUUCAUCGGCCCCCUGACAAUCGCGCCCACCAUCACCUUGGUUGCACUUCCUCUCUUUGAGUCGGCUGGCGACGAGGCUGGGCAGCACUGGGGCAUAGCGUUCAUGACUAUUUCUUUCAUAGUUCUGUUCUCUCAGUACCUGAAAGACGUCCCUGUGCCACUGCCAUCUUACCAGGGAGGCAUGAAGUGCCACCUCUCCCCUGUCUACCUCUUCCAGAUCUUCCCGGUGCUGAUGGGGCUGUCCUUGAGCUGGCUGCUCUGCUACGUGCUGACGGUGACCAACGUCCUCCCUGCAGACCCCACUGCCUAUGGCCACCUGGCCCGGACGGACAUCCGUGGGGAUGUUUUAUCCCAGGCUCCCUGGUUUCGGCUGCCUUACCCAGGCCAGUGGGGAAUGCCAACAGUCAGCCUGGCUGGAAUAUUUGGCGUCUUAGCUGGGGUGAUUUCCUCCAUGCUGGAGUCUGUGGGAGAUUACUAUGCCUGUGCUCGCCUGGCCGGGGCCCCGCCACCACCAAAGCACGCCAUCAGCCGUGGCAUCGGGGUAGAAGGCAUCGGCUGCCUCCUGGCUGGUGCCUGGGGGACAGGGAACGGCACCACCUCAUACAGCGAGAACGUGGGGGCCCUGGGCAUCACCAAGGUAGGGAGUCGAAUGGUGAUCAUUGCCGGUGCCUGCACCAUGCUCCUCAGCGGCAUCUCUGGGAAAGUCGGGGCAAUGCUUGCCAGCAUACCCACACCCGUGAUCGGAGGCAUGUUCCUUGUGAUGUUUGGAGUUAUCACAGCAGUGGGGAUUUCCAAUUUGCAGUACACUGAUAUGAACUCCUCGCGAAACAUCUUUAUCUUUGGAUUUUCUGUAUUUGCUGGCCUCACGGUUCCCAACUGGGCAAACAAAAAUAGUACGCUGCUGGAAACAGGAAUCAUCCAGCUGGACCAGGUGAUCCAGGUGCUUCUCACCACUGGCAUGUUCGUAGGUGGACUCCUGGGGUUUAUCCUUGACAACACCAUUCCAGGAACACAGGAGGAGCGAGGGCUCCUGGCAUGGAAGCAUAGCCACAAGGGAGAGGCAGACAUCUCUCAGCUCAUUUCCAAGGUGUAUGAUCUUCCAUUUGGCAUAGGCACCAAAUACUGCGCUGUCUCUUGGUUUCGGUAUCUCCCUGCUUGCCCCAAAAGGCUACCUGGUGGCAAGAGAAUGGACGAACUGAAGGCUGCCGAACAGGAAAGCAGUGUUAGAGCAAGUUCAGAAAGAGACUCUGAGCUAGGUGCUGAUACAAGGAUAUAAGCACCUUCCUGUCUCGGAAGCUGAGGCCUGAAAAGGAUGUCUGCAGCCCACAUCAUUUGAACUUGAGCUGUCAGCUGUCAGAGGCUGGUGCAGGAGAAUGAUAAUGCCUUUCUCUUCCCAGCUGUGCACCCUGCACCUCCAGGGAGUAAUUUUUCUCCUCUCUGCUCCUGCCUGCCCACCUCUAGGAAGAACAUAUCCCUUCUUCAGGGAACACCAAAGCCCAAGAAAUGCUUGGAAAAGAUGUUCAGUUUCCUUCCUUGCACUGAACCUUGGGGACCCCAAGGAGCAGCUGUUUAGCUGAAGCAGAGCUCUUGCUGUCCUCUGUCCUGGCUGCCCAAGGAACCACAGAAGAUAUCCCUGGUGUGGGCCCUGUACCACUCUCAGGCAUCCCUAGGGCUGAGGCUAAAUCCCCACCACCUUAAAGAUCUGUAAUGGCAAUGCCCACCUCUCGGCUUGUGCUUUACACUCAUCCUGGCCAAGGGGAAGGAGUGGGCACCUUUAGGUCAUGAUUAUUCUCAUUUCAUAUUCCCAUAAAGUCAGUCAAAGGAAUGCGGUUGUAAGAGAGGCGUCUAAGGUUAAUGGGCUUGAUUGUCUUCUGAACAUGCCUCUCCUAUCUUUGACUGCAGAGGGAAUCUAGAGACCUUCUGUCCUUGAUCUAACAAAAACCCAGCUUCACUGCAGUGAAUCCCUGAGCAGUCUCAGGGAAGCCAGCUUCCCCAGAGCACCAAACCCUGCAAAGAUGAAGGAGACAAUUCUUCUGCUCACAGUGAGAUGCAUCCCUGUUACUGCUAUGUCCUGUGUCCCCUCCACUGUACUUGUUUGGUCUGGUGAUUGUGCAGUGACAACGACUUCUCUGGAAAACAGUUUGCAGAUUCUUGUUCCUGUCCACUGUCAGCAGAAACAGCCUUAACCUAUAUGGCCAUGUCCAAUGCAGUUGCAUGCAGUGCUGGUUGCUGGUGGUGUGUAAUAACAUUACUGUAGUA
This is a messenger RNA of Neopsephotus bourkii (Bourke's parrot), 5212 nucleotides long. RefSeq names its product solute carrier family 23 member 1-like. The record is from RefSeq and is a predicted model, not a curated record. The transcript is spliced from 12 exons. NCBI's taxonomy places the organism in Eukaryota, Metazoa, Chordata, Aves, Psittaciformes, Psittacidae. Gene Ontology annotation, biological process: transmembrane transport. Gene Ontology annotation, molecular function: transmembrane transporter activity. Gene Ontology annotation, cellular component: membrane. The coding region runs from base 2355 to 4229 and encodes 624 amino acids.